This is a messenger RNA of Plectropomus leopardus (leopard coralgrouper), 869 nucleotides long. The record is from RefSeq and is a predicted model, not a curated record. NCBI's taxonomy places the organism in Eukaryota, Metazoa, Chordata, Actinopteri, Perciformes, Serranidae.
GGCGGUGUUUGUAACAUUCUGUGCUAUGAUGUGUCUCGAAAUUCUAUUUCAUGCGGUGUUCAGAUGAUUUUGGUCCACAUGCUAUAGUAUUACUUUUGACACGAUUUUGGACCACAUUAUAAUAUCAUUCUUUGAUGACAUGCUUUUGUAUCCCCCCCUCCCAAACCAGGUGUACUCCCUCCAGCACAGCAAAGAGGACCAGCAAGCCUAUCUUAACCACAUCGUUGGAGGUGAGAUCACUUUAAUGCUGCUGGAGGUGCUGUUUGGGGUUCUGGCUCUGGCUUUCCUGUCUGGCUGCUACAUCCGCCUGGCCGCACAAAUCCUUGCCACCGUCCUGCCCCUGGUGAUCCUAUUCAUUGACGGCAACAUGGGCUACUGGCAUCACACUCGCAAAGUGGAGUUCUGGAACCAGAUGAAACUGAUAGGACAUAAUGUGGGCAUCUUUGGGGCUGUGCUGAUCCUGGCGACUGAUGGUUGAACCCUUGGGUUAGCAGACAAAUUUCAUUGACUGAGAUAUCGGCGACGGAUGACAUUGUUGGCCAUAAUGUCACAGCCUGACUUUGUACUCAAAGCUGCUGCUGCUCACUGACCACUCAGGAUUUAAACACUCCAAGCUGAGACUGCUGGAUGUAAGCCGCGUGGAUUGUCUUUGCCUACCACAUCGUGACUAUGCUUUUGUAUUGUUCUGAUAUAUAAAACUGAGUAUUGGCACUGUAAGUACACCAACAGGGAAAUACCUUAUACCCCCAAAAUUAAAAACUUGAGUGGUAAUGUACAAUACAGUGUAUGGUUUAAGGUUUUUACAAGUAAAGGGAAACUUAAAUUUAACUUAUAUGGCUGUUUUUUUUUUUUAAAUGUUUUUUUGUGUU